GGAUGAGACUAAUGCCGGUGGAAUUGCUCGUUUACAUUUAGGCUUGCACCCGUGUCCGCCACUUGUGCAACACGGACUGGACUCUAUUGGUUCGGGUACUCGGCCCUGAAAUCAGUCACGGAACUAGAUUCCGGAAAGCUCAAAAGCCACCGUCGAAUUCUUUGUGGCAGUUUGGAUCCUCUGGCACAGAGUCAGGGACGAAAGAUUCUGAUUGCCCGAUCGGCCUCAUUCGUCGAUCGUAUCACGAGGUGCAUUCAUUCUCGAGAGCGCUUCGGUGAAAGGUCCAUCGGGCGUGCUCAGGCUUAUUGAACAGAGGGGAGUCCAGGUGGCCUAGGACAGUCGGAGACGGCGUAUUUGCCCACUUUCCUGGACGACAUGAAUGUGGAAUCGGAGGCCUUGCGCCUCUUGAACGCCGCCUCUCAACUGCCCGCACUCGUCGUGUUCGAUCUCGAUUACACUCUGUGGCCUUUCUUCUGUCAUUGGCGUAGGAUCUAUGGGUACUGCUGUGGCAGCUCUGAGAAGGUCGAGGAGCCAACUUUAUAGAAUGUAAUGUUAGGCAGUUACUCCUACAUGAAUGAGCUAUCUUUGGAUGGACUAGCGAGACCGGUAGCUUCAAGUGAAUGCCUCUCCAAGAACGACAAUCCGGUGCUUUAUCCACAGGCAAAAGGGAUAAUCCAGGCGCUGAAAUCGAAAGGCAUUUCAAUGGCUAUUGCAUCACGAUCACCCACUGCCGAUAUUGCACGGACAUUUCUUUCAAAACAGGAUAUACUUUCUAAUUUUCCUGUCAUGGAAAUUUACAGCAGCUGGACUCACAAAACGGACCAUUUUCGAAAGAUUCAUCAAAAGACAGGCGUACCUUAUAAUUCCAUCCUCUUCUUUGAUGAUGAACACCGCAAUAUACAAGCUGUGAGAAAUAUGGGGGUUACUUGUGUGCACGUUUCCAGUGGUGUCAAUCUUGAUGCCUUAAAGACGGGCCUUCAGGGUUUUGCUGGUAUCGAACACUUGGGGCCUGAUAAUCAAGCUUUCCGGCAAAAAAAAGUGACGGACUUUUUCAAUAAACGAGGGAGUAAAAAAGACAAAAAGGAGGAAGCAUGAAGAAGUUCAGGAGGUGCUUGUUGUUUGUCUUGAGGCCUUUGGACAUCAAAAGGUAUGUCCAGUCUUGAGGUCCACCACUUUUCUUGAGGUCUCUCUGUGCAGGUUCCAUGCUCUUUGGACGGUAAAAUAUACCUCUGAUUGAGCUUCCGGAGAUUGUGACAUCUGACAAACUUUCAAAAUGUCUAUCUCCUGACCAAGAUACUCUGGGGGGAAUCCAAGAAGUCUUGUUCCUUGUCUUCGUCACUGGCCGGUCUGAUUCGUAGAUCCCCAAUUCCGUUUCGGAAUGGUGAGUCAUAAACGCCUUGGUUUUUAAGAGAUUUUUGCGUCUCGCUUGUUAACUAUCAGAAUUUCAUCAGUAAAGCAGUUAUUAAUAUUCCAAUGUCUU
Messenger RNA from Marchantia polymorpha subsp. ruderalis, 1480 nucleotides. The record is from the annotation of a GenBank genome assembly. NCBI's taxonomy places the organism in Eukaryota, Viridiplantae, Streptophyta, Marchantiopsida, Marchantiales, Marchantiaceae.